CAAGUCUCCACCGCAACCGGUGACGUCCUGGGAUCGACCACGCUCACCCACGCGGACAGUUGGACUCGGAGCAGCGUCCGCCGUCCAAAGCUCCCCCGGACCUUGUCUCCCCGGUGCACAUCACGUCUCGACCUGUCUCGACUGAGCCCGGGUACAUUCCCCGCAGGAUGAUCAUCCCCCCCGGCCCUGGCUUGGAACUUGGAAGGGCUUGAGGCUUGAGCGUAUAAAGCUGUGGGGCGCCUCGAGCCAAAUUUCAUCUAUUGCUUAACACUUGAACCUGCGACGCAGCAGCGCAACUUCGAAGAAGAAAGAAGAGCAUAUAGGCGAACUGUCCCUGCGAUGCUUCUCACAAGCGUCGUUUCGGUCCUCCUCGCCGCCUCGUCGACGGCUUGGGGUAAUACCGCCACGCCCUCGUUCGACACGGCAAGCGCCAACGGCAACGGCACGUCGACGUUCUCGGGGAACGUCACAAACUGUCCUGGAUACACGUUGCAGAACCUCUCGCACAACGAGCACGGGAUCACGGCUUCGCUCAGCUUGGCUGGAGACGCGUGCAAUGCCUUUGGGAAGGAUAUCGCGAAUCUGACGAUCGAGGUCGUGUAUGAGACAGAAUCCAGACUCCACGUCCACAUCUACGACACCGCCAAAAACCAAUUCACCAUCCCCGACACCGUCGUCGCGCGCCCCGCGCCGCCGACCCAGUCGCACACCACCACCUCGGACCUCGAGUUCAGCUACGACGCGUCGCCGUUCGCGUUCUGGAUCACGCGGCGCUCACAGCCGGACGCGAUGCCGUUGUUCGACACACGCACGCGCUCGCUGCCUGCGACGCCGAUCGCGUCGACGCCUGCGGGCGGGUCUAGCGUAAACUUAGACGGGUUCGAGCUCGUGUUCGAGGACCAGUAUCUCCAGAUCGCAUCCGCCCUGCCGAAGGGCACGAACGUCUACGGUCUCGGCGAGGUCAUCGCGAGCAGCGGGUUUAGGCGCGACAUCGGCGCCGACCCCGGCGAGAACGGGACGCUGCAUGCGUUCUGGGCGAGCGAUAUGGGCGAUCCCGUCGAUCAGAGCAUGUACGGCUCGCACCCGAUCUACAUGGAACACAGAUAUGACGAAAGCACGGGGACGUCCUCGACGAACGGCGUCCUGCUCCUGAGCUCUAACGCGAUGGACGUCGUCCUCACGACCCCGCCCGAUUCAAACGUAUCCCUGAUCGAGUACCGCGUUAUCGGCGGCACGCUCGACUUCUACUUCUUUGCGGGGCCGACUGCGGGCAGCGUCAUCGAGCAGUACGGCGCGCUUAUCGGGUACCCGUUGUGGCAGCCCGCAUGGGGGUUCGGGUUCCAUCUCUGCAGGUGGGGGUAUCAUAACAUCUCGGAGACGCGAGAGGUCGUCAAGGCGAUGCGGGCGGCGGAUAUUCCUUUGGAGACCCAGUGGAACGACAUCGACUUGUUCCAAGUGUUCCGCGAUUUUACGUCCGAUCCUGUGAGCUUCCCAGGUGACGAAAUGAGGGAGUUCAUCGCAGAACUGGCUUCGAAUCAUCAACAUUAUAUCCCGAUCGUGGACGCAGCCGUGGCUGUUACAGCGAACUCAACGGACGUGUAUGACACAUAUACCAGCGGAGUCGAACAAGACGUAUGGAUCAAGAACCCCGACGGGUCCAUGUACAUCGGCCAGGUCUGGCCCGGAUACACCGGCUUCCCGGACUGGUUUGCACCCAACACGGAGGCGUGGUGGACACAGGCGUUCCAGAAUUGGAGCGACAGCGGCAUCACGUUCGACGGGAUAUGGCUGGACAUGAACGAGCUCAGCACGUUUUGCUUUUAUUCCUGCGGCACGGGAGCGAAUCUCUCGGACAUACAGCCGUACGUAGGCGCAACCUCUGUCGAGGGAUGGCCGGAAUGCUACAACGAUACGCUCUCCGGGAAGAGCGGGAACAUGACCGUCAACGGCACCAGCACCAACUCGUGCGCCAGCGGCUCCGAUUCCAGCAGCAUUGGCCCUCAGAAGAGGAUGUCCAUCGUCAAUCGUAACGGGCGCGGCGUUGGCGCGGGCGACGAGCCUGGUGUUGACCUAAAUAGUCCGCCGUAUGCAGUUCAUAAUUCCUACGGCGGACUCAACUUACACACGAUCGCGACAAACGCGACGCACGCUGGAGGCUACGCCGAGCUGGACGUGCACAGCAUGUGGGGCCUCAUGGAGGAGAAAGCGACGCACCACGCCGUGCAGACUGUCCUGCCGGGUAAGCGGCCGUUCUUGAUCUCCCGCUCGACGUUCCCGUCCUCGGGCAAGUGGACUGGCCAUUGGCUGGGCGACAACAACAGCACAUGGCAAAACAUGUACUACAGCAUCCAGGGUAUUCUGCAGUUCCAGCUGUACCAGAUACCGAUGGUGGGACCCGAUACAUGUGGCUUUAACAGGAACGCCGAUGAGGAGCUGUGCAACCGGUGGAUGAUGAUGUCCGCGUUCGUGCCGUUCUACAGGAACCACAACACCUACGGUGCCCUGUCCCAGGAGCCGUACAGGUGGGACAGCGUCGCCAACGCGUCGCGUAUUGCUAUUGCUGCGCGGUAUUCUAUGCUUCCUUACUGGUACACCCUCUUUGCGAACUCGUCUACGGCUGGAACCCCACCCGUCCGCGCCCUGUGGUACGAGUUCCCGAACGAGCCGGAGCUCUUCGCCGUGGAUAAGCAGUGGCUCAUUGGGAGUGACAUCCUCGUCACUCCCGUACUUGAGCCCGGAGCGACUACUGUUGACGCCAUCUUUCCCGGCCGCGGCAACGUCACCUGGCGUGACUGGUGGACGCACGCCGCCGUUAACGCCACGUCUGGCGGGACCACAACGCUCCCGGCGCCAAUCAGCACCAUCAACGCGCACAUCCGGGACGGCUCCGCGCUCUUGCUGCACCAGGAGCCCGCGUACACGAUCUACGAAACGCGCCUGGGCCCCUAUGCGCUGCUCGUCUCGCUCUCGGCGGCCGGUGGCGCGUUCGGCACGGCGUACGUCGACGACGGGGAGAGCUACCCGCCGGGAGACAGCCGUACGCUCACGUUCGUCGCGAACCCCGGACAGUUCCGGAUCCAGAGCGAGGGCGCGUACGACGUCGCUCAGAAGCUGGAGACGAUCACGGUGCUCGGUGUUGCACAGAAGCCGAGUGGUGUGAGCGUGCAGGGCCGGGCAGUGGGCAACUUCACAUACCUGCCAGCGACGGAGGAGCUCGUUCUAAGCAACUUGGGCUUGGAUUUGAAUGAGGGGGCGACGGUGAACUGGCAUUAGUGUCAUAAUUUGAUUAUUUUUAGUACCCCCUCGACGUAAUGUAACGAAUUUUUAGCACACUUAAAU
This is a messenger RNA of Coniophora puteana RWD-64-598 SS2, 3339 nucleotides long. Its product is annotated as glycoside hydrolase family 31 protein. Lineage: Eukaryota; Fungi; Basidiomycota; Agaricomycetes; Boletales; Coniophoraceae. Bases 340 to 3273 code for a protein of 977 amino acids. The transcript has 20 exons. The record is from RefSeq and is a predicted model, not a curated record. Gene Ontology annotation, molecular function: hydrolase activity, hydrolyzing O-glycosyl compounds; carbohydrate binding. Gene Ontology annotation, biological process: carbohydrate metabolic process.